AGGCAACAAACGAGCAUCCCCACCACGAAAAUCUCGAGGAUGCCUACUACUGCUGAGCCUAUCCGGGAUCGUAUUCUCUCGACCAUCGAUCAUCUAUUUGAUGCUUUUGACAGUGGCUCAUUUGACAUUGUCACUACUCAUUGGGCACAAGUGGGAGGAGAAAUAAGAACCAGCUCCCCGAACUCGAAUACCCAUGUGGCCGCAUCUUGCAUUGACGAGCUUUGCAACGCUUUCACAUCUUUCACUCACCUCAGUGCUAACUUAGAACAUCGUUUGUCAGAAUAUCUGACACAACCGCCUAAGGACGACACAUCCAGUCCACCCAACCCGCCCACAGCAAACCACCCUCCCUACGUUAAACCAGCUUCCGAAUGGCUUCUCGACAACCUUCACAACCCUUUCCCUCCCGCCAAAUAUCGCGACCACUUGAGCGCCGCCCACGGUUGCCCCCGGAAGAACAUUGACACCUGGUUCAAUGAGGCGAGGAAGCGCAUUGGCUGGAACACCAUGCGUAAAAGGUGUUUUGGCUCACGCAAAGAAAUGGUCGACGCUGCUUCUUCCUUCUUCCUCGACCACGCCACUUCAGGUGAAUUCGACAAUGAGUUCCUAAGGAUGUCGGUAAAGGCAAAGGAUCUGUACUCUAAGCGUCUUGUCAAGAGCGAACUCAUGCAGAAGCUGGAUCGCAGCGUGAAGCCCAUGUCGGAUGAGGUGAAGAGGCAGGCUGAUGAAGAGAGCAGAGAAAGACAGCUUGAGAAACGGAGGGUUUCUUAUCGAUCUGACGACAAAGCUGCAACACCCCCAACACUUGUGGCACGGAAGAAAUGUCGUUCACAUCAUGACGACGAAGAUGACCAGCCCUCGAGGAAGCGGUUGAGAUCACACAGCGGUUGUGACGAUGACGACGAUAACUCAUCCUCGUCAGGAUCGUCUUCCCGACGAGCGUCCUCAUUAUUCUCAGAGGCGCCCUCAGAAUUCAGCUCCGCCACAGAAGCAUCCUCACCGUCCUCGACCACCGGCUCGGUGGAUUCUUCCCGCGAGCACCGACUAAAGCGCCCUCGAAUUUCUUCUGCUCCUACUACACCUAUGAAUCUACCUAAAUCCCCUGCAGAGAAUCGGCUUACGCAAACCCAAACACAGUUAUCCUCGGACGUACCCUCGGAAUCCUCAAAAUCCACCUCUGCCACAGAAGUACCGUCGCCAUCCGUGACUAGCGGUAAACGGCGCUCAUCAGAUUCUUCGCACGAGCGCCGACGAAAGCGCCCUCGGAUUUCUUCGGCUCCUACGCCCAUGACUGUACCCACAUUCCCUGCAGAGGAGGAUUGGUUUACAUUAACGCAAGCACAAACACAGUUGCCUACAGAUGUAGAAUACUCAUGUGAUAUUUCAUCUUGGCUGGCCAGUAUGGAUUCUCUUUCGGAUGCUGAUUCCUCUUGUGUAACGACACCCACGCACUUGCUCCACAAUGAUCCACUUCCUCAUAUUGACCAAGGCAACAGUCUUCUCGAGCUCGACAAUUCCAUCGCCGCUGCUUCCCCCCUCCUACCCACAAAUACCACCGACCUCUCCGACCUAUGCCAAAUGACUUUCCCAGAAUACUAUUACACUUUAUCUGAUCCAUUCGGUUUUGAUUUUCCCGAGUUCGACAUCUCAAGCACUCUAGCGUCUCCAUACCCGGUAUACCACGCUGGCGUUGUGGCGUAGCCCCUCCAUCUAUAUCUCCCUCUUCAUUAUGCUCGCGUACAUACUGUUAUCAUUAUUACUUUUUAUAUUUCCCAAGAAGAAAGACUGGAUUUAUCUCUCCUCCGCAUGUUCCUAGUUGUAUUGCUCACUAACAAAACGAUUAAUUCUAUAUAACGCCUUCAAGUUGAACGUACGUAUCCCAUGAAAAGGAACCUCACACGGCCACGGUUGUAGGUCUUCACACUU
Molecule: messenger RNA, 1926 nt
Organism: Marasmius oreades (fairy-ring Marasmius)
Lineage: Eukaryota; Fungi; Basidiomycota; Agaricomycetes; Agaricales; Marasmiaceae
Exons: 3
Coding region: 40-1701 (553 amino acids)
Biological process (GO): regulation of DNA-templated transcription
Molecular function (GO): DNA binding
Source: RefSeq, a predicted model, not a curated record